AUGUUUCACAGACUAAUGUCUGUUCAGCAUGUUCCACAGACUAAUGUCUGCUCAGCAUAUUCAUACUUUCGUUUUACAGAAUUGUGUCGCAGAUGUUGUGAUGCUCAGUUGAACUUUUACAAGCAGUUCGUGACCAACCCUCAUUACCUGAGCGUGCUGUCUACAACCUGCCUGGACAAGUGCCCAACAGAGCAGACGACCAC
Messenger RNA from Candidula unifasciata, 203 nucleotides. Lineage: Eukaryota; Metazoa; Mollusca; Gastropoda; Stylommatophora; Geomitridae. The record is from the annotation of a GenBank genome assembly.